AUGGGUGGUUGGGAGAGAAGACAAAGUAGCUCAAGUAGGAACAACUCUGCAGUGAAACCUUAUAGCAGCAAAGAAAUGCGUAAUAAGGGAGGGAAGAACGCUGUUUUCUGCAGCUGCAAGCUUCAGAUAAUGAUGAAGUACUCAAUGACAGCUGAGAAUCCUGGUAGACCAUUUUAUGGUUGUCCAAACUAUGAGUAUGGAAUUCAUUGUAAUUUCUUCCGCUGGACUGAUAGAUGUGAAGAACCAGGCUGUGCGAUAGACGUAACCGCUGCCGGCGGGGGAGAAACCCGGUUCUGCGCUACUUCCCGUGUCGAUUUAGGUAUGAAAAUGGAUUCGCAGUCGCAUUUCACUGUUGGAGAAGAUGACUCGGGCAGUCUUAGUGAGGAGGAGUAUUUCCGCGUGUCUUCUCCGAUUGGGGAUGACGAGGAUGAAUCCUUUCACAGUGACUCCGAGACGGCCGAAACGGGUGAGGAAACCCAUGGGAACGGGGUCGGGCCAGGGCAGGAGACAUGUGAACCUGAUGCUCCCGGUUUUAGGUCGACGGACGAUUUCUUAGACAAAGUGUUCAGUACCGAGGAAGAUGCUUACGCGGCAUACAAACAGUUUGCCAGACUCAGGGGGUUCGGUGUAAGGAAGGGUGACGUGGCCCGAAUGAAUGGUCUUUUGGUUUGGAAAGUCCGGAGAAUAGACGACAACCAUAACCACCCUCUUGCUACAACUAUGUUUCGACAUCUUCUUCCGAGUCAUCGCAAUCUGAGUGACAGUGACAAAGCUCAAGUGGAUAGUCUAAAAAAGUUUGGCAUUGCGACGUCCAAGAUAAUGGCGUACAUGGCCGGGCAGUCAGGGGGUUACGGGAUGCUUUGGUUUACUAAGAGGGAUCUGUACAAUUACGUUCAUAGCCAAAGAAUAGCACAAAUUAACAAUGGAGACGCGGCAGCGGCAAUAAGUUAUUUGGAAGGCAAGGCCAACGCGGACAUGAUGACUGUCGCCAGAUAUACCAAAACAACAGAGAAUCAACUUGGUAGCCUAUUUUGGGCGGAUGGGCAGAUGAUGGCGGACUACCAGUUGUUCGGUGACGUCCUUGCAUUUGAUGCAACAUACAGGUCCAACAAGUACAAGAAGCCUCUGGUGGUGUUCUCCGGAUCAAAUCAUCACAAGCAGACAGCAAUUUUCGGCUUUGCAUUGCUAGAGGACGAGGAGGUCCGUACAUAUAAAUGGGUGUCGUUGAAUAUUCUUGAUGUCAUGGAAAACAAGAAGCCUUCCGUUGUGGUCACUGACGGGGAUAAAGCCAUGCGGGCAGCGAUCGCCGAUGUGCUUCCCUUAGCCAGGCAUCGCCUAUGCGGGUGGCAUUUGGAAAAAAUUUGUGUCUUACGGGUCAAGGAGCCUGAAUUUCGGAAGGUGUUCAAGAAGGCAGUUUAUGCAAACCUCGAUGUUACCGAGUUCGAGGAGUACUGGAGCACGGCGGUGGAAAGUUUAGGCCUAAUGAACAACAGCUGGGUCAAAAGCACCUACGAAUUAAGGCAUAGCUGGGCAACGGCAUAUCUACGGGGCACCUUUUGCGUGGGUUACAGGACAACUUCCAGGUGUGAGGGCAUAAAUGCAUUCAUCAAAGGGUUCCUGAAGUCCACAAACAGCCUUCUUGAAUUGGUUCAGAGCCUGGAUAGGGUGGUAAAGGAUUAUCGCAACAAUGAGGUCACAACUCAAUUCUAUUCAUCGUACUACACGCCCGUACUGACCACAGGUCUUGAUAACAUCGAGCUGUUUGCUGCAAAAACAUACACCAGGGCAGUCUUCAAGGAGGUUAGGAAACAGAUAAAGGGGGUUGGGAGUUUACUGUUUCUGGGGAAAGACAGCAUUAGCACAACCUCUGUCUACAAGUUCUCUAGCGUGGGGAACCGUCGUAAGGUUCGCAAGGUGCUUUACGAUCCAAGCGAACCGAAGAUUGAAUGUGAUUGCAUGCUGUGGAACAGUGAAGGGAUUCCUUGCUGCCAUAUAUUUUGCGUGAUGAAGUAUGAGGGUUGGGACGAAAUCCCACCUGGUUUGGUAGUCAGGCGUUGGUGUAAGGAUGCAAAGGAAUGGACAGCAUCCAAAACAUGUGAUCUAUCGGGCAACAGCAAUUGUUUAUUGAGGUACGGCGCGCUGUGCAGUGCAAUGAGUGUCGUGGCGAAACUAGCUUCCGACGAUGCAGCUGACUUCUUAGUGAGGGAUGCACUAACAUCUUUGGCCCGGAGGCUUCAGGUGCGUAGGGGCAAUACCGUAGACCACGAGGCCAGGGAGAGGCAACAGGACGUGGUAAAGGAUCCGCCGGUCGCCCGGACUAAAGGGGCCCCAAAACGCGGUAGGGAGGCUGGUUCCUCGACAAAUGCAGAACUUGGGGGAGUAGGCGUUGCUGCACUUCUUGUGGGCAUCCCGGGCACACGAAGAGGACGUGCAUUUCUCAAAGGGAGAUGA
Messenger RNA from Arachis ipaensis, 2451 nucleotides. Its product is annotated as protein FAR1-RELATED SEQUENCE 5-like. Lineage: Eukaryota; Viridiplantae; Streptophyta; Magnoliopsida; Fabales; Fabaceae. Gene Ontology annotation, molecular function: zinc ion binding. The record is from RefSeq and is a predicted model, not a curated record.